This is a messenger RNA of Trichechus manatus latirostris (Florida manatee), 3871 nucleotides long. It is a transcript of the gene LRRC1, whose product is annotated as leucine rich repeat containing 1. Lineage: Eukaryota; Metazoa; Chordata; Mammalia; Sirenia; Trichechidae. Gene Ontology annotation, cellular component: postsynaptic density; basolateral plasma membrane; adherens junction. Gene Ontology annotation, biological process: receptor clustering; neurotransmitter receptor transport postsynaptic membrane to endosome; neurotransmitter receptor transport, endosome to postsynaptic membrane. The record is from RefSeq and is a predicted model, not a curated record. Gene Ontology annotation, molecular function: protein binding. The transcript is spliced from 12 exons. Bases 1061 to 2338 code for a protein of 425 amino acids.
UGUGUCCAUUCUAAGACAUCUGAAGACUCUGCAAACAUUUCAACUCUGCUAUGCUACAGAAGAGGUUUCCACUUUGUAAAAACUGUUUCUGAGAAUGUAUUUUAAUGAUUGUGAAAAUUCCAGUUAAUACUGUCAUCCUGCAGGCCUGGAUUUGGUUUUGAAUUUUGGAAUUGCCUAUAUUAAAUGGCAAACAGUAACAUAGGAUUUGUUUUCAAAAGAAGAAACAGAGAAAAGAAAUGAAAGAUUCUAAUCUGGAGACUGUUACUAAAGCCAGAAGUCUCUCCCCCUCUGGGAAAAAAAAAUACAAUUAUAUGUUCUACUGUCUAUAUUUACAUAUAAGGACCUUCAGCAUUUUAUACACAGUGAAAUCUUUUUGCCUUGUUAGUUUUUUUUUUUCCCUUCCUAAAUUCUGGUAACCAUAGAAAUAUUGAAACUAAACUUUCCUGGUAAGUUUUAAAAUAAUAGAGUGAUAUUAUUUUGAAAUCUUGCUCUUCUGUCGUUUAAAGGAGGUAAAAAAAUUUUCCCUUUGUGUAGAACACAGUGAAAUAUAUAAUUGUCUCAAGUGAUUGGCAUCUUAAAUCAAAUUCAAAGAAAUAAAUCAAGAAAAGUAGCAAUUGGUUGUCAACCGAUCAACUCUUAAGUAAUCCAUAGCUUUGCUGUGGAUAUUAAAAGUUAUAGGAAGAAAAAUUCUUGAGCAGUUGCCCCGUGUUUUAUUAUAAUCUUGUUGAGCUGACUGAAUUUUCUCUUUCUUUUCUGCUAAUCAGUAAAGUAUUUUCACUCUUAGGCAUUUUAGCUGCAGCAUUGAUUUCUAAUUUUCUUUCAUAGAACACUCAGUGAUCUCAACAUUUUUCCCCCUUUAUCCUUAGAGUUUGCAUGUCUUUCCUCUAAUUAUUUCUGGUCACCCUAUCAACAAGUAUUUAUUCUACUUCUGUACUCAGGUAGACCAAGUCCUUGUCUUUUCUUAUAAGUGUUUUUUAUAUAUAGGAAAACAGGCAAACUUGCCAUAUAUAAUGUCAUUUCAGGAGGUUAUUUCAAUUAGCUUGUAGAAGAAAUUGUAUUUAUGCUUAGUGCACACCCAUACAGCACUUCUGUUUUAAUUAACAACAUUUUCUGUUUUAGAUUGCCAGAGAGCUUUCCUGAAUUACAGAAUUUAACAUGUCUUUCUGUAAAUGACAUCUCACUGCAGUCACUGCCUGAAAAUAUUGGCAAUCUUUAUAACCUGGCUUCACUGGAACUGAGAGAGAAUCUUCUUACAUAUCUUCCUGACUCUCUUACCCAGCUACGGAGACUAGAAGAACUUGAUUUAGGAAACAAUGAAAUAUAUAAUUUGCCAGAAUCAAUUGGAGCUCUUGUACAUCUAAAGGAUCUCUGGUUGGAUGGAAAUCAACUGUCAGAAUUACCUCAGGAAAUAGGAAAUCUGAAGAACCUACUGUGCUUGGAUGUCUCAGAAAACAGGUUGGAAAGACUUCCUGAAGAAAUCAGUGGCCUGACUUCAUUAACAGAUUUAGUCAUUUCCCAGAACUUGUUAGAAACAAUUCCUGAUGGCAUCGGAAAACUAAAGAAACUGUCAAUUCUGAAGGUGGAUCAGAACAGACUCACACAGUUGCCUGAAGCGAUUGGGGAUUGUGAAAGCCUCACAGAGUUGGUUCUGACAGAAAAUCAGCUCCUGACCUUACCUAAGACCAUUGGAAAACUUAAGAAGUUGAGCAACUUGAAUGCGGACAGAAAUAAAUUAGUGUCUUUACCAAAAGAGAUUGGCGGGUGUUGCAGCCUCACUGUGUUCUGCAUGCGUGACAAUAGGCUAACCUGGAUACCUGCCGAGUUGUCGCAGGCGACAGAACUUCAUGUCCUGGAUGUGGCAGGGAACAGGUUGCUGCAUCUGCCUUUAUCCCUGACCACCUUGAAGCUGAAGGCUCUUUGGUUAUCUGACAACCAGUCCCAGCCUCUGCUCACAUUCCAGACAGACACCAACCAUACCACCGGGGAGAAGAUUUUAACCUGUGUCUUACUUCCUCAGCUGCCUUCUGAACCUGCUUGCCAAGAGAAUCUGCCUCGCUGUGGUGCGCUGGAGAGCUUGGUAAAUGAUGUCUCCGAUGAAGCCUGGAAUGAGCGUGCAGUAAACAGAGUCAGUGCAAUCCGAUUUCUGGAUGAUGAAAAAGAUGAAGACGACAAUGAAACGAGAACACUUCUAAGGCGAGCCACUCCACACCCAGGGGAGUUAAAGAACAUGAAAAAGACAGUGGAGAAUUUACGGAAUGACAUGAAUGCUGCUAAAGGACUGGAUUCCAACAAAAAUGAGGUCAACCAUGCCAUUGACCGAGUGACCACUUCUGUGUAGCAUUUCACCUCCGAAUUUUACCUCCUGUGUCUUCCCCUGCUGUCAGAGAUGUUCCUGUCUGCUUCCGAGGAGCCUCAUGCAGUCCUUUGUCUUAACCAGAACCUGGCGCAUCAUCUCCCCAAGUGGCGUGUUGGGAUGCUGCCCUCUCAAAGGAAGUGCCUUACUCUAGUCCAUCAACCAGUCUUUGCACCAGUGAUCUCCUGGCCUGACUUUUUUUUUAAUUUUGGUUGUUUGUAAUAAGUAGAAUACACUACUGUAAACAUCUGACCUUUGUUUUUGUCUUAUGUUGGGGAAAAGGAGAGCAGAAAGGGGAGUUUUUAUCCUCCUCCCUUCCAUAAGUGCUGGAACAUUUUGGACCCAAGUUCUCUUGGACCUACCGAUGAGAGAGUUUUAUGUGUGUGGGCGAAAACUGAUAACUUUUUUAAACCUUUUUUUGGCAGCUCAGAUGGUGUAAAUUUUAAAAAUUUUGUAUAGGUAUUUCAUAAGAAAAAAUCUGUAUUUCUUUUUUUUUGUUGUUGUUAUUUUAUCAUGGAAACGGUACAUAUUUUAGUAUUUGUGCAGGAAAAAACAAAAAACGAAACGAAACAGUCCGAAAGUAUUUGUUUUUACUUGUACCAUCCACCGUGCCUUACUGUAACCUGUGUCAUGUCAGAGCAACUGUAAACAGUGGCAUCCUUGAGCAGUGUGGUACUUUUAAAGCAGUGUUAGAUUUUAAUUAGAAAUCUACCCGGUGGAUUUGUUUUUAACCAAAAAGAAGAAUUACCACUGAUUUUGUAAAUUAAUAUCAAUUGAUUUUUUUUUAAAGUUGAACCAAAGGUUUAAACUACUUAUAUGUCAUUUCUUACACUUUAGCUUCUCAUGAGUUAGUCUCUUAUAACGAGUGCAGUAUCAGACUGCGCUCACUUCAAAGAUAUGUGCCAUUUGUAAAAUAAAAUAGAGCAGCAAAGCACAAAAAGAGAAAACUGGUUCAGAAAUCCAGUGGGUAAAUAAAUUAUGUACUGCAAAGGAAAUUAUCAUUUUUACUGAAGAAAGCUUUAAAAGUUUUAUAUCCAGAUAUAAAACCGUAAUAAAGAAAAAUAACCUACAACCAUAAUAGACAUGUUGGAAUCUUUGUAAGUGCAAUUUUAAUUUGUAAAUAGAGUUUGAAUCCAAGUGUAACAAAAUACUGCUUCAAGAUUUAAUUUUAAAUCUGCUAAUUUAAGGGGUACAGGGGUAUGUUUUGGUGUGUUUCUAUUGAUUUCUUUCUUUUUUUUUUGUAUUAUGUGAUAAAAGAGAAAUGAAAAGUGCUAGUCCCUAUGUGGUGUCUGGGGAAAUCAUGUCAUUUUAUUUUUCCUCCAUGAAAUAAACUCAGCCUGGACAUUGGCCAUACAGCUUUUCAAAAUUAAUUAUUACUAUAUACGUGCAGGCGUACCUGGGUGGCGCCAGCGGUUGACGGUUCAGUUACUAACUGAAAGGUUGGUGGUUUGAAUCCACCCAGAGGCACCUUGGAAGAAAGACCUGGCAAUUAACUUCUGAAAGGUCACAGCCAUUGAA